This is a messenger RNA of Klebsormidium nitens, 3558 nucleotides long. The record is from the annotation of a GenBank genome assembly. NCBI's taxonomy places the organism in Eukaryota, Viridiplantae, Streptophyta, Klebsormidiophyceae, Klebsormidiales, Klebsormidiaceae.
CUACUUUAAGCUGUGUCUUGAAUUUUGGACUGUUCACACUUGAACUCGAAGCUGUAAGGGAGGAAGAGGCGAGCGGAAUCUGUGAACAGUGUCCAAAGGAAAUGGGUUCAGCCAGUAUGCAAGGCUAGGGCGGACUAUACAUAGCUCUAACCCCAGCAUCAUACCCUUGAUUGCUUGAUCCGAGUUUGAAUAUGGCGGGCGCCAAGGUGGGCGCAAAGGCAGAGGCGGUUGUUGACGUGCGGCGGACUUUGAAGUUUAUAGGCCGCUUGGCGGUCAGGCUGCAGGCAGAUACGGAAGCAUCAACAGAGCCCCAGGCUCUGGAGGAAGCGCUUCAGCAAGUGGUGUCAAACCUGCCGGACGGGGUGGUGAGGCAGACGCUUGAGAGUGAUUUGGACAGGUUCGGACGGGCGCUUCUGGACAGAGUCGCUUCCUUGCGGAGUGCCAAAGACAAGGGUCCCGUCGAACAGGACGCGGGUCAGCUUGACCUCGAUGGGUUAGCUGCAGGAGAGCUGGUCGGCGAAGCUGGUUAUCAUGCGGCAGUGGAUACGUUGCUCAGCAGGUGGGGCGAGGUGCUCGAUGAGAGCGUAGGAGACGGCGCCAAGUGGCAAGUGGGGGAGCUUGAAAAUUGGCGCGAGCUAUCUCUCAAAGUUCUGGCUGCGAGGCCAUCGUUGCCCGAGACAUUGGCAGCGGCUUAUGUCAAUGUGGAGAUUGCAAUCUGGAAGGAAGCAAAUGGAGGUGGUGGUCAUGACAGCAUGGGGGAGGCAAGUGCGAAGAUCUCUGCGGCUGAAGCAGUGACGUCCUCCGUUCUUUUCUCCUCAGCCUUUCUCAGUCCUGAGAGCCGCCUCGUCCUCCUCUCACCGCUCGCCACCCUUCUCUCAAUCACUAUCACAUCGCUUGUUAGAUCUGCGGCAGAACUGCAAAUCACCAGCGCAGCCAAGCGACUCCAGAAGCUCGCCCGCAUCCUUGUCACAGUUCACAGCUCCCACUUGAAGCAGUGUGCUCUGCCUCCGGCAGGCGCGUCUAGAACUGGGGCUGUGCUGGUUGUGGGGCUGGUGGUCACCAGGUACCUGUUUCUGACUAGCAGGUUAGAAGGGGAGCUAGGGGACGCAGGUCUAACCAAGCUGCAGCAGACGGCGGCUGAGGCGCAGGCAGGUCUGGCAGCGGGGGAGAGAGGGGCGCUGGUCGAGUUGCUGUGUGAACCAGAGGAAUUGGAGGCAGUGCAGAAUCUGGACAAGGAGGGGGGGUAUGCAGUGCGGGGGGCGCUUUAUGAGGCAGCUGUGAGGGUGGUGCCAUUUGAGGAGGUGGAUGCGACGCUGGGCGGCUCGCUCAGGAGAGUGGAGCUUGCGAGGAAAGCCGUGGCAUUGCUCAGGUCAAACGGCGAUCGUUCUAGAGCGUCCGCAAUCUUGACAGCUGUCCUUGACGCUGGAGGCCAUCUGAAAAUUGCGGCUGCAUCGAAGGCGCAGCUUGAGCGCCUGAGGGCAGUACUGCCCUCCGAAGGGCUCUUGACCGACCCCCGGGGACUUACGACCUGGCUCGUCAACUCCGCAAGCGACAGCGCAUUUUCUGCCGCCCGCGCUGCCCUUCAAUCCGAUGGCGAUACUGACAUUCCGUCAGCGGACCGCCCUUCAGAAGCAGUCCCCCAGGCGAGCCCCGCAAAGGCCGAAGAUGAGACCCUGUUCUACAUUGACAAGACGGGCAGUGGGGCUGCAACUGAUCCUGCGGAGAGUCGACUCAUAGCCGCAGUGGAGCAGAUUGCGCAAGCGGGCCCGUCAAAGUCGACAACCAGGAGCGGUCGCAAAGGUCCGCGGGCGCAGAACGGAAACAACGCAGGCGACGAAAGCGAGAGGAGUGAGGAGAAUGAAGAAAGUGAUUUGGACCGGAGCGGUUUGGAAGGGGAGUCGGACGAUGAGAAGCGUCCGGCAGAAGAACUAGGGAGGGCGGAUUCGGACGAGAGUUCAGAGGACGAGGACGACGAUCCGGACGAGGAUGAGCGUCCGAGGAAGAAACGGUUGACAGCAGAACUGGUCGAAAAGGCGUCUGCAGAAAAGCAUGGGGAGGCCGAACCAGCCGCACAAAGCGAAGGGCCGCAGGCGCACGGGGAAUCGGACGGCGAGAAGCGUCCGCAGGAGGAACUAGAAAGGGCGGGUUCGGACGAGGGUUCAGAGGAGGGGGACGACGAGUCGCGCGAGGACAGUGAUGCGGACGAGGAUGAGCGUCCGAGGAAGAAACUAGUAAUGGCGAGAGUCGACGAAAAGGUGGUUGAAGAAAACACGGCGGAGGUCAGACCAGACGCGCAAAGCGAACGCGGGCAGGCGCAAGCUGAAGACGGCGAGGAAGAAAGCGGGGAGGGUGAUUCGGACGAGGGGCGCUCUUUAGACGACGACAACCCGUCGGACGGGGAUGACUCGUCCGACGAUGGGCUAGACGAGAACGCGUUCAUUGCACGGAUGCCGUUCGGGCCGCUGGAUGAAAGUAGCGAGAGCGAGACCGAGGAGGGGCGGAAACGUCAAAAGGAGGAGAAAUUGGUGCCGCUGCCGGUGCCUGUAGGGAUACCCAUACCGGGCCCCAACGACCCUUACUAUACGCGCGUCGACGGGAAAUCUCCGGCGGCGGAGACCAGACGGAACGACGGAGUCAGCGGCCAAGAGGCGCCGAGCGUGGGGACAAAGAAGAAGGGCUUGAAAAGCGGGGGGGCGGCAGAGGAGAAAAGCGGAGGGACACCGGCAGCCGGCAAAGUGCAGCCCGUAAAAGUUGGGUUGAAGAAGAAGGGUGCCAAGGGGGCGGAAGCGGAAGACGGGAUCUCGCCGCUGCACACAAGGAGCGGACGGACUGUGGUGAUGUCACCAGGGCCGGGUUCGGUGUCGAAGAAGACGCCGGGGGGUGCGGGAAGAAAGAAAGCGGGGCUGAGCGCGGUUGCGGAACAGGGGGGUGCGGACGAAGCAGGGGAUGCCUUGGUGGGGGAACAGAAACCAAUAAGGAAGAAGGGGGAGGUGGAGGAAGCGGUAGACGCCGGGGGGGAGGACGAAACCGCCAAAGUCGGCGGUUCUGAUGCUGGCGGAACGGAAAGGGAACCGGCAAUGGCGCAGAAGGGGGGUGAUAGCACAAAGCUCAAAGCGCCCAUGCCGUCCUCCGUAAAGAAGGGACAGAAGGGGGAUGAUGCGAUUGCCGCUCAGGAAGAGGGGGCCGAGGAUUACGUGUCUCCGCUCCAUACGCGGAGCGGAAGGAUCGUCGGGCCGCCUAGUACGGUCAAGAAGACGGUCAAGAAAAAGAAAGGGGCGCUGGACGGGGUGCUCGAAGAGGGGAGAGAGAGAGACGUGUCGCCGCUACACACACGUAGCGGGAAAGCAAUUGGUAUGGUUACCCCGGCCCCUAAAACUGCGGUAAAGAGUAGAGCCGUGGCUACGCCAGUUGCCGGUGCUUCUACUGUGAAGCGCUCAAAGAAGCAGUAAGCUGAGGUUGCGAGGGGUCCAUUGUAGAUUUACCGAUCAUGCAAAAUCGUGUAGCCUCCUUGACCCAGCAACGGAAAUUGCAGGUCUUUCCGUCCUUGUUUCUCGAUCU